CUUCCUGUGUAGACAGGAAACAGGAAGCAUAAUCAUCCACAAGCUAAGGAAGCCAAGGAAGCCAUUUUGUAGGUGAAUCUGGUGCCAUUCUACUGAUCCUCCUGAUAAAGCAUUCAAGCUUCCAUGGGCGCUCCAAGGAAGGGAUGGCCAAGACAAGCUUGUACUUUUGCUGCCGUUCCCCAAACAACUGCAAAUGUAGCGAGAGAACACGCUGAGAGACACCAUAUGUCCUCACCAACAACCUUCCUGGGUCCAGCUGAAAGCGCCACCUGCUGGAUGUGUGCCGCCUCCCCGCAGCAUCCUCCACUCGCACAACGUCAUGGCUCAUUCCAGCCACACAUAGCCGCCAAGGGUGCGAGCAAGACACACCCCCGCAAGCCUAGUCCACCAAUCACGAGCGGCCCGCUACAAAAGUAAGUGGAGUGGAGCUGGACGGAGCGUCCGGGUUUUGUUGGCGGAUCAUCUGACCCGCUUGGGUGCGCGCGAGGAGACGUCAGAGCGGACUCGGUGAAGCCUUGGUCUUCCUCCCCGCUGAGCGUCGUCAGUCACCCGGUUCGGUUCAGGUUGCAGGCAAGGAGGAAGAGGAGACGGAGGAGGAGGAGGAGGAGGAGGGUGACGACGGUGCGCCACUUUCCAAACUGGACUGACGCUGGCGCAACAAGCAUGGGAUUACUGCGUGCGUAAUGCUGCCGCGACUCCACUGCGGGACCAUGUGAGACGUCCUGGAUCCUCCUGGUUCUGUCGUUUCCCCCCCCUUUCCUCUCUCGUGUGUGGAUAUCCUAAAGGAUCAGAAGUUUGGCACAAAAGAGGAUUUGCACGCCGCCAACGACAUGGACUCGCCACUGCUGCACCCCCAGGCCCCUUUUUUAGAACCCUUCCCAAAAGCUGCUAAAUAAUAAUAACUUCAUGACCGUGAAGACCCCCAACACCGACACCGCGGAUUCUGACACCUCGCCCGGAUUUGGAUUUGUCAACACCAUGAACUUUAUUGACAGUUUGACACUAUUAUUUCUGACGCUGUCGGCUGUCAAGAGUGCCAACGUACCGAGGGAAGCAGAGAGAGGUCCACAUGACGUGAUCCCCUUAAUGGAGGUGUACAACAAGAGCUUGUGUAAGCCUCGGGAGCUGCUGGUGGAGAUCCUGCAGGAGUACCCCGAGGAGGUGGAGCACAUCUUCAUCCCGUCGUGCGUGGUGUUAACGCGCUGCGCCGGCUGCUGCAACGACGAGACACUGCAGUGCACGCCCACGUCCAGCUAUAACGUGACGAUGGAGAUCAAAAGAAUAAAAACCCAAAGGCAACAAAAUGAUAUCUUUAUGAGUUUUACAGAACACAGCGCAUGUGAGUGUAGGUUAAAGAAAGAAGUGAAAGAAUUGAAAGAAAAUGUUUGCAAGCCGUGCUCGGAGAGGAGAAAGCAUUUGUUCGUGCAGGACCCGCUAACCUGCCGAUGCUCCUGCAAACACACAGACCAGUUUUGUAAAGAUCGCCAACUAGAGCUCAACGAGAGGACCUGCAGAUGUGACAAGCCCAGAAGAUGAGCGGGGACGCAGGAGGGAGCAGCACAUGUAACAAGAAUGAAGGAAUACUCUGUUGUAUUAUUAUUCCUAGAAUAUAAUAUAGGAGAUAUUUCACAGCACAGCACUUUCACCUUUUUUCGUGAGCCACCCACCCGCCGGUAGGCCCUUUUCUGUGUGGAAAGCAUUCCGCGUUGUGGAGAGAGAGAGAGAGAGACUCGCCUGUACAGCCACAGUGCGUGCGCGUGUGUGUGUGUGCGUGUGUGUGUAGACCAGCAUAAAAGUACACAAAGGUUUGCUGCUACGAGCCCGCCAAGGAGCGCCACGUGGUUUUUCUUCUUUUUUGCCUUCUAAUAACCAUCGCUUUCACUUCACUGGAUGCGAGUCUACUGUGCUGGUGUGCCAAGACGCUGCAAUGCGACAUUGAACUGAACGCUCUGGAGAAGGAGAAGAUGCAUUCAAACGUGGAGGUCUUGCUUUUUAAUGCGGAAGACAAACAGGACAGCGGGUGGGAAUCUUCCAGAAGAAGGCUGCCUUUCUUCCAAGGAAUGCUUUUAAAGGGAUACUGGAAUGAAAACCACUGAAAAAACAAACUCUACUGUCGGAAGACAACAAAGAACAGCGCCUCCCUGGCUAAAGAGAGACUAAAGAAGUUGUUGAAGUGCUUUAUAAAUUAUUUGGAAGGGGGAUUUAACAUCGGUAAUGCGUCCCCUCCGAACGUGUACAUAGCUUCAUAAUAACAUCCCUCCGUGCCGUCGUCCAUUUUAGCUAAUUUAUGUCUUAGAGGAUUUUUCAGUAUUCCUUUUCUGUCCCGUAUUUAAUAUGCUCUAUUUAUAUAUGCAGUGUUGUCCUGCCCCCCCUCCUCAUUGUCCAUUUUUUAAAAAUAUAUAUAAAUAUAUAUACAUAAGAAACAAAAAAACACCAACCAAAAAAAAACAAAAGACAUGAGAAUUGAUUUACUAACAUUCCCUAAGUGGUUCCCUUGUAUAGAGGACACCUGGAUUAUUAAAAAAGAACACCACACACACACACACAGUGAAGAGGAUGUAGAUGAUGUACAUGAGAAAGUAGCGCCCGUGUGUCUUUUAAUGCAUCCCGCAAAGACAAAUAGGAACUACUGCUGCAUCUUUUGGAAACAUUGAAAACAAACCCUCCUGAACCCGCCAUCGUGUCUUAGAAACCUGAUUUAUUAGUGCCUUCCUUUUUGUCUCUUCUACCACUAAUAACCUGUUUUUAUGUGUCCAUGUAAAGCAGUAAAGCAUAUUUAUUUUCAAAUGAUAUUGUUUUUAUAUAAAAAUAUAGAAAA
Messenger RNA from Doryrhamphus excisus (bluestripe pipefish), 2818 nucleotides. RefSeq names its product vascular endothelial growth factor Ab (gene vegfab). Lineage: Eukaryota; Metazoa; Chordata; Actinopteri; Syngnathiformes; Syngnathidae. The record is from RefSeq and is a predicted model, not a curated record. Gene Ontology annotation, biological process: positive regulation of angiogenesis; sprouting angiogenesis; vascular endothelial growth factor receptor signaling pathway. Gene Ontology annotation, cellular component: membrane. Gene Ontology annotation, molecular function: heparin binding; vascular endothelial growth factor receptor binding; chemoattractant activity.